Molecule: messenger RNA, 2178 nt
Organism: Dentiscutata erythropus
Lineage: Eukaryota; Fungi; Glomeromycota; Glomeromycetes; Diversisporales; Gigasporaceae
Source: the annotation of a GenBank genome assembly
AUGGCAUAUUUUCCAAAUAGUGGACAGAUAAAUAUGUCUGGUGCAACGACUGAUUGGCGACUUCUUCUCAGCGAAGACGAAAGGAAGAUUAAUGUUGGCCGGCUUUAUAAAGGCUUAGAGCUCCUUAAUCAACCUCCCACAUAUAGAUUUCACCUAUCGAAACAGUGGGAAAAUGACUCUUAUAAUAGUGCAAAUUCCAAGGACGAAUACAACCAGUUGAUUGGAGCAAAGUUACGAGAUUUAACUAAUAAAAUACAACGAAGCGCUCAGAUACGGCAGCAACAACAACAGACACAAAGGAAUGCUGCGCCAUCGCAGCAAUCUCAACAACAGCAGCAAGCGCAAGCCCAAAGAUUCCUAUUGCAACAGCAGCAACGUCAGGUCGCAGCGGCUCAAAUUGCAGCUGUACAAGCACAAUCGAAUAAUUUCAUUCGACCAGCUGCAUCUCAGGUUCCAUCUUCUCCAAAACCGACCCAACCAGGAGCCCAUCGACCGAAUCUUUUACAACAACAAGUUUUGAACAACUUGGGCAUCCCUCCAGAUACGCAAUUAUCACCAGAAGUAUUGAAAAGAAUUAAUGCCUACAUGGCGAUGUUGCCUAAUAAUGUGACGAUUCAAUCGCCUGUUAAUCCGAUGAAAGGACAAGCACCGUCUCAAAGUCCUGGGACUAUGUUCAUGAUGCCAAAUGCAGGUCCUUCUAUAACUAAUUCACUUGGAACUACGCCUAGUCAGUCUCCUGCGAUAGUAAAUUCUUCACCAGUAACAAUGUCAAAUAAAACAACUCCAAAUAUGUCUCCUAAUUCCGCUUCAGCUAAAUUGGCAGCAGCAAAUUUAGCAACAGCAAACUUAGCAGCGCCACAACUCAAAAUACCUCAAAACAAGCUCGUAAGCUCGGCUGUUCAAAAUGCCAGCGUUGCACCUAAUCUUGGAAUUAAAGUUCCUUCGGGCGUUGGCAUUAAUACGGUUCAAAAUCUCGGUUUAAUGUCUGGUUUUCAAGGUGCGAAUGCAACUAUUGGACGUCCAAAUGUAAUAAUGCAUACAACAGCUAAUAGUGCAGCAAAUGCAAAUGCUAUUAUGUUGGCUGUUAAUAGUAAUAAUGCCGCUAAUCAAGGAAUAGUUGCUUCUAACGGAGCCAAAGCAGCAAUGAUGGCUGCUCAGAAUGCUAUGUUUGCAAAUGCGACAAGACCUUCAAUGACUCAACCUCUUAACAUGAGCGCUGUUCGUCCGAAAUUUCCAAUUAUGCGUCCCAAUGUUCCCAAUGCUCAGAUGCCUAUCAUAAACAAUUCUACAACGCAACCUGGAUCACUAGCAACGUUGACCGAGAAGGAGGAGAAAGAAGCAUUAGCUAUGAUAAGUCAAAUAGAUAGUAGAGCUAGAGAAAAGAACAUUCAAUAUCACGAAAUUGACCUUUCUGAAGAAGACAAAAGACAGAUAAGGAUUAAAUUACAAGAAUUGACUCCGAUGUACAAAAAAGUUGACGAAGUAUUGCCAUACUUUUGGCAUUAUACAAGAUCAAGUCAAGGGACAUAUCGCCUAUUGGGUAUGAAAUAUAUGAUAGAAGAUCAAUUAAACGCUCUACCUUCUGGAAAAUAUCUACUUAAACUGGACCUUGUUGAAAAUUUAUUACAACAAUUUCGAAAGUAUUUUGUUUUCGUGGACAGUCGUAGAAGAGGCAUUGAAGAUACUUCUGGAUUAAUGAAUAUUCACCCUCUUCCAACAACGCAGAGACAUGUUAGUGAUAGUUCAGGCACUUCUGGUAGUUCAUCAAUCCCCGCAAAAAAACGUCAAUCGUCAGUUGAUCAAGAUGUACAGCAAUCGAAUAAAAGGCAACAAACCAAUUCCAAUAGUAUUAACCGCACUGUUGAUGGCACGCAAAAUAUUUCAGCAGAAAUAUUGACAAAUAAUACUGCUAAUCCAAAUAACCCUAUCGUAAUCCCAGAUGAUGCCAAACAACCUUCAUCUGAAGCUCUAGAGUUAGAUAAGAACGGUACCACUACUGAAGAUUAUCACGCAGGUUCACAACUACUUACGAAUAAACUGAAUAAAUUGAAAAGCAUUUCACCGCGAGUAAUGCGUAGUGGUCCGACAAUGGCACCAAGGCAAAUGAUUGAAGGAUAUUCUUCAUGCGAAGAAAGUGAACAGAGAGCUAUAAUGGUCUCUUUAAUCAAUACCGCUUAA